GCCUUUCAUAGCGCCGCCCUGGCGGGGAGGAGGGGGCGGAGCGUGCGCCGCUCCAUCGACUGGCGUUCAUUCGGGAGCUGGAAUUGUAUCGGCGCCUUUUUACGGACGGACUCCCCUGGGCAAAAAAAGACGACGGCGGGCAAAAGACGUGCGUGCACGCGUUGGCGUCAUCGCGCACGGGGGCGUACGUGACACGUCGGCGCAGACGGAGCCGGAUGUUUCAAGAUGGCGCUCCUCAGACUGGCGGGGGGCUCCGUCGCUGUCCGUGGGCGCUGCUGAGGGGGCCGCGCGGGGCUGACAGUGUGUGGGAAGGCAAGCACUGCCUGCAGCCACUGGUUUUUGACUUCUUGCCCGUUGAUCAUGCAGCGUCCACCACAAGCAGUGCCCACAGGGGCAGGUUGCCCACCACCUCUAGCAGCACCACAGAACAUAUAUUGGCGAAAUGGCCCCUUUGGCAGACGGGCAAAUGCACAAGCCUUGUUGGCAGCUGGUCCAGUUCAGCCUGUGACGGACCCAUUUGCUUUUGGCAGGCAAGCACCAAAAUGCUCUCUGGUGAGCAAUGUACCAAGAGGCAAUCCAUCAGCUCCUCAAGGUUUUUCUCCAGUGACAUUUCCUCCACCAGCUGCUGUUUGUCCUCCCUGCUUGCGUCCUGGAGACAGUUCUCAUGAACUGCAGCCUUCGUUACCAGCACCCAUCUCUCAGUCUGGAUCAAAUGGCACAUUUUCGGCUGUUGUGGCCCCUGUGUCCUCAGUACCUGCACAUAUUGCAAAUAAUAGCACUGAAAUGCAUCCAAAUCUAGAACAUAACGGACGCAAUCCUUUAGGGCAGUCUCAUCCAGUGGGAAUCACAUUGGAAAAUUCUGUUGGUGGGCACCAGGGUUUGCCCUCUGUGCCAGAUAGACCUCUAAGUGAGCAAGAGGUUAGCAGAAACCCACCCAACCCAUCCUUGCCAGCCUUCACUUUUGCUCAGCAAAUUGGGACUCAGUGGAAGCCUGCCCAAGAUAACUUGCAGCCCCAAGGCCAGACUUGUUCUCCCUACCCAGAGCCACCAUCCCAAAAUGCAUUCUAUCAUGUUACUCAGUCUGCCUCUAGGAUUUCCCAACCAAGUCCACAUACUGUUCCCCAACAGAGCUCUCCGCAGCAUUCUGUUGUCCAAAAUGCCAUGCAGGUACCACUGAUGUUUGAUGCAUCUGCCAUGAUAUGUACUCAAAGCAGUACGCAAAAUACCACUUGGCAGAGUACAGGAGUGGCCAAUCCUUGGCCGGGACAGUUUCCUCAAGAACACUUUUAUUUGCAACCACUUGAAUCAAGCUGUGAUGCCGGUCGUCCCACCAUUCAGGAAAACAACCCCUCAGUCCAAUUCCAAGAUGCUUAUGAAGCAGGAAGUGGGCAUUAUGCAGCUGAUGUGGAUUCAGGGAUGAUUUCCAUGUUUUUCAAAGGAGAUGAGGCUGAAAAUGAAGAGAUACUUUCAUCAGAAAAAAACAGUGAGGCUACCAACGUUGACUUUGAGACUUUUCAGCAGGCUGUAGGACAUACAUAUUACCAACCACUGCAUGCACAGCAGAUCUUGGCAGCUGCUUUUCCUCAGUCACACAACCUUAAUAUUUCAACUGAGACUGUUCAAAAGGGGAUGGAUGUCCAGCAUUCACCCAGAGUGACAUGUCAGCCACAUGACAUCCAGGGCAGUAAAAACAUGGCCUAUGUCAGUGAAGUCAAAGCUGGCCCUCCAAAAGUUCAGGGCCAUGUUGGUUCACAGUAUGAAAAUGUUGAAAAUCUGGAGUAUAUUCAGAAUCAAGAAGUUUUGCCAAGUGAGGCACAAACCCAGAACGGCUCAUCACCAGGUGCAGCUUCUGAUUCCUGCAGAUAUGCCUCACUGGCACCGCUGCAUCCAAACAACAGCAUUGCUAUCCAUGCAGAAGGAGGACCAAACCUAGAAGCACCCGACUCAGUGCCUCCCCCUGUCCGCCCUGAGAGCAGCUCUUCCAGCUACAGCAAUCGGAGUCACAGGAGUCUGCCUAGUUCCACACGGCCGCGAGAGCUGGGCACCUUCAUUCAGCAAGAAAGUGGGAAGCCUGCUGAGGAUUCUGCAGCAGGUUUCUUCAAGCAAGUUGAUUCCUCUCCUUUGGAGGGAGAUUCAAGUGAACAAAACCAGGGUACACGUUUCCAUAGCAGUCUUCCUCAGAUGCCAACACCGAGUCCCCCCAAACCAAUGGGAGUGUUUCAGACUAGUGCAAAUAGUUCGUUUGAACCAGUCAGGUCUCAUGGGUUUGGAGUAAAACCCCUAGAGGUAGACGAGGCCAAGAUGAUGGUUGAGUUGAGGGAGAAUUGCCCAAACCCAAAGAAUACCAAGAAGAGUGCAGCCAUACCUGUCAUCUCCCCGGGUAACCUUGAACAGCCACCUGACAACUUGGAAACCAUUUUCAUGUCCCCUGAGACCCAUCCUUUGCCUCUGACAAUUGCAGGUGAUGCUGGAAAUGGGCUGUGGCCCCUUGUUGGGUCUGAAAUGGAAAAUACACAGUCAGUUCCUGAGAAAAAACCACCAAGCAGAGCUCAGGGGAUCACGAAAAAAUGUGAAAGCCCAGCCACAACACUGUGGGCACCCAAUGAGUUGCCCAACUUUGGGGGGAAUGUGCUUCUUGCUCCAGCUGCCCCUGCAGUGUAUGUACCAGCCAAGCAGACAGUCCAGGUGGUUCAGCCACCUGAUGAAGGGUUGGCUGGUGAGCAGCCUAGUAAGCCAGGGCUGGUUCUCCCAACAUCACAGUCUGGAAAUACAUCUUCUGAAAACCUGGAAAAUCCUCCUAAAACCAGUGAUUUUGAGGCCCUCCCCUCCCAAGCAAGCUCAGGCUAUGCCAGCCUCCUUUCUUCCCCACCUACCGAGGCUCUGCAAAACCAGCCUGUUUUGAUUGCCCAGCCAAAUCAAAGUUGCAGCUUGACACAGCCGGUUAACUUCUGCCUUGUGAAUCAGUUGAGCAGGAAUGAAAAUAAUUACUUAGCAAAGGAUCCUAGAAUUAGUAGCAAGCCUUUGCUUGCUGUACACAGUAGCAGCAACCCUUCUGGAGAUAAUGCACCAGUAUUUAUCUCACAGACCAGUCCUGUUUCUGCUUCAAACAAUCCUAAUUUAUUAAAAGACCCUCCCAGUUCCUCUGAAAUGACUUCAAAUAAAUCUGCAAACUUUCUAGAGCAGUCUGCCUUUCAAGUUCCACUCAACUUGACUUCAGAAGGUCAGCAGGCAGCCAGUUUCGAAGGGGUGCCUCCUGAGUUCACGAAUAAGGCUGGCAUGAACCCUUCUUGUUCCAGUGGCAAUGCAAGUUUGGCAUCAGCUUCUGCAGCAGGCACCACAGUUCCUCCUAACAGCAAUCCUACAAGAUCUCAGAAUGGUUCCAAAGGUCAGGAGCCCACCAGAGCUCUUGAUUUUACAGUAGCAAAGACCCUGGAGCAGGGCAACUUGGCCAGCUGUACCCAAGUGCAAACUCAGCUGCUUUUUGGUGGCCCGGGGAAGCCUCAGCCAGCCUGUCUUGCUAGGCAAGUGGAGCCUCAGGUAGAUAGCCAGCUGCAUUUCUAUACACAGGUAAUGCAAGGUGUACAGUCUCCAGCACCCUUGCAGCAGCAAAUACAGACUGCUACAGCAUUGCAAGUGUUGCCCUCUAGGCAUUCUUCAGUUCCUCCAGAAAGUAGUCCUGCGCAGGCAGCUACCAACAGGUCUUGCCUGGCAGGUGCUGUAGAAGAAAGUUCAGCACAUCUCUCCACAAGCCAUGAUCAGGUUUUUGCUAAUAACAGGCAGGCUACAUUGGCCCAGCCUUUGAGUGCUGCAGCUACGACCAGCCUGCCCUCUGCCUUGACAUCGAUUGGCAGCAGUCAGCCAACUGGGGCCCGCUCUGAUCAAGACCAGCAGCACCCUCCACCUUCUCAGACUGUGCCUGGCCCACCAGCAAACCCUUACUAUUACUAUAGACAUUCUUACGAUUCCUAUCCAUCUCAGUAUCAACAACCUUAUCCUCCCACCAAUCCUAGGACAUCACAAAUGUACUACCAGGAGGAUGCCUAUGGUCAGUAUGAUCGGGCUUUCUGGCAGUACGACAGCACAGACUACAGAGAUCCCGGAAGCUAUCGAUACACGGAACCCGAACGGCCCAGUUCCAGAGCCAGCCACACCUCAGACAGGCCGUCUUCCAGACAGGGGUAUUCGGAUGACUAUUAUAACCCCAAAGGUGGAUGGAGCAAUUACUAUGCUGAAUAUUAUGCAAAUCCAUAUGAUUAUGAAGAUCCAGGCCGCUGGAGCCGUUACCGAUCAGCGUAUGACGCCAGACUCAGAGACUCUAGGAGCUACGACCAGAGACUCUGGUAUGACUCGGAGCAGAAUCCCUACCCAAAGAGAGAGGCAUAUCCAUAUGAAAACAGUCAUGAAGACCACUGGCGCUAUGACCCUCGUUUUGCUGGCAGUUUUGAGGAUGACCUGGAGCCCCGCAGGGACCCCUAUGGGGAUGAGUUAGACCGGCGCAGUAUCCACAGUGAGCACUCAGGACACAGCCUCCGCAGCUCUCACAGCCGCCAGAGCAGUUUCAGCUCUCGCUCCCAACAAAGCCAGCUGUAUCGAAGCAACCAUGACCUGACCGCCAGUGCCUAUGAAGCUGCUCACCAGCCAGCCUCGCUCCAUGCAGAGUAUUCCUAUGGGGGGUACAGCAGUUUUGAUAGCCAGGCACCUUUUGCAGAUUAUGGCUACCCAGCCAAAUCUGCUUGGCCAGCAGCUGAACAAGUCCCUUCAAGACCUCUGACACCUGAGAAGUUUUCUGUGCCUCAUGUAUGUGCACGUUUUGGCCCUGGAGGCUACCUAAUGAAGGUGUUACCAAACCUGCCCUCAGAGGGACAGCCUGCUUUGGUUGAGAUUAGCAGCUUAGAGGUGACCCUGCAGCAUUCUUCAGAACAAGAGGAGAUGAGAGCAUUUCCUGGCCCUCUAACCAAAGAUGACACUCACAAAGUAGACGUUAUUAAUUUUGCUCAAAACAAAGCUAUGCGGUGCUGUCAGAAUGAAGCGCUAAUCGACAGGGAGUCUGCACGGCUGCUCUGGGACUUCAUUGUUCUUCUGUGCAGGCAGAACGGGACAGUGGUAGGCACAGAUAUUGCAGAGUUACUACUGCAGGAUCAUAAAACUGUGUGGCUCCCUGGGAAAUCACCCAAUGAGGCGAAUUUGAUUGACUUCACAAAUGAAGCUGUGGAGCAGGUGGAAGAAGAGUCCGGGGAGGCUCAGCUGUCUUUCCUCACAGACAGUCUCAUUGCCACGAUCGACAGCCUUGAGAAGGAGACAGAGCGAUUCAGGGAGCUUCUGCUUUAUGGUCGUAAGAAGGAUGCUCUGGAAUCUGCCAUGAAGCAUGGGCUGUGGGGUCAUGCUUUGUUACUUGCCAGUAAAAUGGACAGCAGAACCCAUGCAAGAGUGAUGACCAGGUUUGCCAACAGUCUUCCUGCUAAUGAUCCCCUGCAGACAGUUUACCAGCUCAUGUCUGGGAGGAUGCCUGCUGCUUCCACAUGUUGUGGAGAUGAGAAGUGGGGGGACUGGAGACCCCACCUGGCGAUGGUCCUGUCCAACUUGACUUACAAUAUGGAUGUGGAAUUGAGGACAAUCACCACCAUGGGCGACACACUUGCUUCAAAAGGCCUCUUGGAUGCUGCUCACUUUUGCUACCUGAUGGCUCAGGUUGGAUUUGGAAUAUAUAUGAAGAAAACAGCAAAGUUGGUGCUGAUCGGGUCAAAUCACAGUUUACCUCUUUUAAAGUUUGCCACCAAUGAAGCUAUUCAAAGGACUGAAGCCUAUGAAUACGCCCAAUCCCUGGGAACUUCAGCGUGCUGUUUGCCCAAUUUCCAGGUUUUUAAGUUCAUCUAUGCUUGCCGAUUGGCCGAGAUGGGCCUUGCUGCACAAGCGUUCCAUUAUUGUGAAGUGAUUUCCAAAGCUGUCCUUCAAAGCCCUUGCAGCUAUUCCCCUGUCCUUAUCAGUCAGCUGAUCCAGAUAUCUUCACAGUUACGACUCUUUGACCCACAGUUGAAGGAGAAACCAGAACAGGAAUUAUUUGUUGAGCCAGGUUGGUUAGUGCAACUUCGAAACUUAGAUGGACAAAUAAGGGAGGGUACUGUAGCUUACAACACAGACCGAUCCACACCCCAGCAAUAUGUCUGCAAUACACCAAGCUCUGAGCUAGACCGUGUUGGCCAACAUGAGGAAAUGGGAGCUGGCCAGGAAAUGACCAUUGGUUCUGGCAACACAUUAUUGGCCUCCUUGUUGCCUACGGUGGCACACCCCAUGCAGAACAUCCAGCUGAUGCCUUCAGCUCCACCAAACAUUCUUGAAGGCUCAGCUGCCCUAGCGUCUCCCUCACGGCCGGAGGCUCUUGGCGCUGUGGGGCUGGGGUCUCCCUUUCCAAAUGCUUGUGGAGCUGAGCAGAUUGCACCCAGUCAGGAGACAGCAGCACCACCAGUUUCGCCAGCACAGAUCAACCCAGAGACAGUCCUCCAGGGCAGCCCUCAUGAGUCACCUGUCUGGAAGGCUGGACCAGAUCCAAGGGAUGAUGACUUCUAUGGGAAGAUGGAAACCAUGGGCUCGGGCCGACAAUCCAGAUCUGCAUCUCAGUCUUCAGCCCACAUGAGCUUUGGGCGGCGAUCUCGGACUACCUCAGAAUCCUCUGUGCAUUCUAUCGGACAAGAGAGACCAAAUUCCUUGGCACAGCAGCCUUCUCUGCCCCGUCUGCCAAUCCCUGAAGAAAAGCGAACAAAAAAAGAGUCAGCGCCGCAAAAGAGAGGUGGAACAUGGUUUGACUGGCUAAUGCGGAAAGGCAAGAAUGAAGCUCACCUCCCUGACGAUAAGAAUAAAUCAAUUGUUUGGGAUGAAAAGAAGCAGCGGUGGGUCAACUUGGAUGAACCAGAAGAAGAGAGCAAGCCACCGCCUCCACCUCCUACAGAAUUCCCUAAAGUUCCUCAGGCACCUUCCUCUGGUCAUGGAGGUCCUCCAAGUGGCCCUGUCAACAUAUUCUCCAGGAGAGCAGCAGGAAACAGAGGACGCUACGUCGAUGUCUUAAAUCCGAGUGGAGCCAAGCCAGCUGGGGCAGUUCCUGCUCCACCUGACCUUUUUGCUCCUUUGGCCCCCAUGCCUAUUCCAGCAAAUGUGUUUGUACCAAACCCUGCUCUGGAGGAGCAGCAGCCUUUGGAAGGCCAGGGGGCAGAAGAGCAGAUGGCAUCAGGGAACCAAACCGCACCUGAAAUAGGUGACGAACGUCCUUAUUUAAAUUCUGCUGUCCUGCCACCUGGCUCUGAGCUCUUUUCAUCCAAUACAGAUGGUUCUCAGUGUGGAGAGCUUUCGCGCUCUAGUUCAAUGAGUUCAUUAUCACGUGAAGUAAGCCAGCAUUUUAAUCAGCUGCCUUUAGAAGGAUCCUCAGCCGGAAUGGUCCAGUUCUACAACCCUGCUCAGUUUGCACAGACUGCUGCACUUUCGGGAAGCUCAAGACUGGGCGGCAGAACAGGACAAAGAAAAUACCCCGUUUUAAAAUAGUGUGCGGCAAAUGACUACUUCAUGCCUGGACGUUUGAACCAUGACUCAAGAUCCCAUGGCACACAGAAUUCAUUCUCAGUAGUGAGAGGAUGAUCAGUUUGUAUGGGCUGAUACUUAGAUAGAUUACCAAAUGUACGUGUUGUCCUGAAGCCAAUUAAAAUGCUCUUGGCGACUAGAGAGGGACAAACCAACAGGAAUGUAAGGACUGCACUCUGUUUCUUACAAGAAUGGAAGGUGCAGGGAUGUUCCCUCCCUUCAGGUCACAUGACUGGAAUUUGGAGACUGCUCUUCAGCGGUUCCUUAAGUAAUUUUGGAAAGUUUUUCCCAAUGUGUAGGAAAAACAUACACCCCCUUUUAACAGUGCAGUUUGUGGCCUUACAGGGACUGGGGCACAAUUUUUAUGCAGAUAAACCACCAUCUGAGUUUAUUACUUACCUGAAGCAUUAAGAUAUUUGGCUGAUUUUUUUCCCUUCACAUAUUGACCCCAUUUUCUCCCCUUUUCCCCUUGGAGGGAAUUGUAGCUCAUCCAAAUAAACAGAGACAUAAAAUGAAUGGAAACUACAAAACUGUGAUUUGUAAUCGAAGAGUUAAUUGGAAGUAGAUUUUCCUCACAUGUGUCUGUGUUUUGGCAUCUUGUUAAGCCAACUGUCUAGUCUGAAACAGCAGCUCUUUGUCAGUAGGCAUUGCUGUCCUUUUGGAUGAGUCUUCUUGAAGUGCAAUAUGGCUCCUUCUCCUGUUAAAACUUCAGAAAACUCAGCAGGAAGCAUUAACGGUUGGAGAGUUUUCUGUUUUGAAUUGUAGCAUAGGAGUCUGGUUUUCUACCCUUCUGUUUCAGUUAUCUUCUCUUCUCUUCCGUUAUCACAAAGACUGAGAUCUUAAUUAGCUAACAGGUACACCUUUAAGUGGCUUUAGAUUCAGUGAGCCUCUCAGGUGAUGGUCUUGGAAGUUUUUUCAGUUUUAGAUGGGAAAUUCCCCAAACCUUCACAUCUGCAUCAAAAGAACUUUUGCAGCCCAACAUGAGACUAAGGUUUGCUUUGGAAACCACUUCUCUCAAAUAUUAAUAAUGCUGAAGGAUAGAAUGUUAAUUAGGGUUUAUUUAUUGUGACCCUUUGUGCGUCAGUACCAUUUAUUUGGGAUCUAGAAAGCCUUAAGUACGUUAUGAAGGGACUGUGUUCAAAAGGAAUUAGUAACAACCCGCUGGUCCUGCCAGUGUGGCAGCACUUUGCCACCAAGCCCUUCUCAAAUGCACAUUUCCCCUCCUUUUUCUUUUUUCUGAUUUUUGUCUUUACUGUCCGUGUAGACAGCCAAAUAUCUUUCAGUCUAAAAACUUAUUUGGAGCAAAGAGCCACUGUCUUUCCUAAAUGUUAGAUUUGACAAUGUACAUUCUUAAAUAAAAUAUUUUGCGCUCUGGAGCACUUUUCACAUUUUA
Sphaerodactylus townsendi is the source of this 8959-nucleotide messenger RNA. It is a transcript of the gene SEC16A, whose product is annotated as SEC16 homolog A, endoplasmic reticulum export factor. Bases 361 to 7530 code for a protein of 2389 amino acids. The record is from RefSeq and is a predicted model, not a curated record. Lineage: Eukaryota; Metazoa; Chordata; Lepidosauria; Squamata; Sphaerodactylidae. The transcript has 32 exons. Gene Ontology annotation, cellular component: ER to Golgi transport vesicle membrane; endoplasmic reticulum exit site. Gene Ontology annotation, biological process: Golgi organization; autophagy; COPII vesicle coat assembly.